This is a messenger RNA of Anoplopoma fimbria (sablefish), 1113 nucleotides long. RefSeq names its product arylamine N-acetyltransferase, pineal gland isozyme NAT-10-like. NCBI's taxonomy places the organism in Eukaryota, Metazoa, Chordata, Actinopteri, Perciformes, Anoplopomatidae. The transcript has a single exon. Gene Ontology annotation, molecular function: acetyltransferase activity. Bases 192 to 1055 code for a protein of 287 amino acids. The record is from RefSeq and is a predicted model, not a curated record.
UAUCCACAUAUAUUAAUGUAUUAUUGAUUGAAGCAAUGCCUGAGUUCAGGGCGGUGCUUAUCUUUAUAGGUUCCCUCAAGUUCACCAGGAAGCAACUGUUACAGGAACCGUGGACUCUGUAAAUCUAUCACCGAGAGGUUGAGGUCAACAGUGAAAGUAUUAUUUUCAGGUAAUCCAUAAAAAACCUGAAAAUGUCUUCCGUUGAGAUGCACCUGGAGACAUAUUUGUCGCGCAUCGGGUUUGCAGGCCCAGCCGAGCCCAGCCUCGAGGUGCUGCGGUCGGUUCACAAAGGUCACCUGAUGUCGGUGCCGUUUGAGAACCUCACGGCGCACAGCGGCGGACGAGUCCAACUGGACCUCCCUCUCCUGUACGAGAAGAUAGUGAACCAGCGCAGAGGGGGUUUCUGCUGCGAGAACAACGGCCUCUUCUACUGGCUGCUGUCCCAACUGGGCUUCCACGUGACCCUGCUCUCAGGCCAGGUGAGGAGUAUGAUCACGGGCUACUACGGCCCACCUUUGGACCACUUGGUCCUCAUGGUGAGCCUUGAUGGGCAGCGCUGGCUGUGCGACGUUGGGUUCGGCUCAGCGGGCUUCAGCGUCCCCCUUUCCCUGGAGACCAGUGGCCCUCAGGAGCAGGGCCACCGAGUGUACCGCAUCAGGAAGGACACUGGGUUGCACUUUCUGGAGUGGCAGCAGGAGGAGAUAAAAGGGGCAGAUGGAGACUGGACGGAGAUCUACAAGUUCACCCUUGACCCUCGGUGUCUGGAGGACUUUGACGAGAUGUGUUGGUACCACCAGAGCUCCCCCUGCUCCAUCUUCUUCUGCAAGUCUUUGUGCACCGUUUUAAAACCAGGUGGAAGGCUCACCUACAUCGGCCGCAGACUGACCAGCACCACAUUUCCAUCAGAAGAAACUGGGGGAGUGUUGGAAACCACAACCAGGGAACUCAAAGAUGAGGAGAUACCUGGUAUUCUAGCAGAGAAAUUUGGAAUUGUUCUAAAUUCUCCACUCAUACCAAAGGAUGAGGCAAUCACACCACCGCCAGUCAUGUAUUGAUAAUGCUUUACACCUCCAUAGGGCAAAAUGAUGUGAGAAAUGUAUAUUCUCAUUUAAA